AUGAAGACAACUACAUUGGUCAGUGCCAUCACUAACUUUGGCCUGAUCAGCGCCGUCUCGGCCAUCAGGCUCCCCAACGAUCUUGCAGAGGCAAUCUGCGGUGACCUCGGCGUUAUGAGCGUCACCGACCUCCCUGAGGGCGUCGAUGCCGAUGCGGUCCGGAUAUGCAAGGAGCACCCGGAGGGUGUCAAUGUCAUGGAGACGACCCUCGACAAGCGCGACUGCUGGUUUGGCAACUCUCUCGGCUGCAGUCAUAUAACAAUGGAUUUGGGGACUGGGUUAGGUGCAAGAGCGUCAGCGACUGUAGUCGCGAGGAUCAGUGUGGUGCCGGUGAUUGCAAGGCAUGUGGAUGCAGCUGCUGAGCGGGGAAUACGAGCGUAG
Messenger RNA from Aspergillus novofumigatus IBT 16806, 381 nucleotides. RefSeq lists its product as uncharacterized. NCBI's taxonomy places the organism in Eukaryota, Fungi, Ascomycota, Eurotiomycetes, Eurotiales, Aspergillaceae. The coding region runs from base 1 to 381 and encodes 126 amino acids. The record is from RefSeq and is a predicted model, not a curated record. The transcript has 2 exons.